This is a messenger RNA of Plodia interpunctella (Indianmeal moth), 1803 nucleotides long. RefSeq names its product Juvenile hormone binding protein 2. The record is from RefSeq and is a predicted model, not a curated record. The transcript has 6 exons. Lineage: Eukaryota; Metazoa; Arthropoda; Insecta; Lepidoptera; Pyralidae. Bases 163 to 906 code for a protein of 247 amino acids.
AAGGAGCGUACGCAUCCGACAAGCUGCAGACGGAACCAUUGCUUCGGCCGUAGCAGUGCAUGGCACACGCUUGCCGGUUCCUUUUUUAAAAUUGUCUAUGGUGUUUAAAAAAUAUAACUCUAAAACAUUUAAAUAAAAAAACGCGCUGUUAUUAGUUUCAAAAUGGAGAAAUAUUGUGUGUUCUUUUUUAUUUUGGCGGCAGUGUUCGCGCCCGGCUCUUCAAACUCACACAUGUUCGGCGGGAGAUGUUCCCGCCGGGACCCCAACGUGGACGGGUGCCUGCUCCGCAGCUUCAACAGCCUCAUCGAGUACCUGAAAGGCGGAGCACCAGAGCUCGGAAUUGAAGAGUCAGAGCCUAUAGUAAUAGAUGAGCUGUCGAUAGCCCUGGGCGGGGGACCUGAUGGUUACCGAGCUACCUUCAAAGACAUCCACGCCACAGGAGCCUCCAAUAUGACCAUCACUAACGUCAGGUCGGACCUGGAGAGCCACCAGUUCCAGCUGACGCUACUGGGGCCGCACAUCAGCGCGCGCGCGCGCUACCGCUCCUCCGGCGUGCUGCUCCUAGUGCGCGCUUCGGGCGGCGGCGACUACUGGGGCGAAUAUGACGGUGUGAAGGCGAAAGUUUACUUCCGCGGGACGCCAUACUCGCGCGGAGGCCGCACAUACCUCAAGCUGCAGCAGCUGAAGCUGGACUUCUCCGUCAAGGACAUACAGAUGGGCGUCGAGAACCUGCAUAAUAGCAACUCUGUAUUACAGGCGGCACUAAACCUGUUCAUCAACACGAACGCUCAGGAGCUGCUGAAGGAGAUGAAGCCCGACCUGAAAAAAGACCUGGCUGAGAAGAUGUCCCGCUUCCUCGACCACAUCCUCGAGAAGAUUCCUUACGACGACUGGAUCGUGGACUAGAACCUACAUCAGUAGACAAUAGGGAACCGGACUCAAUUUUUAUUUGAUGCCUCUUGAAUCACAUCGAUUACCAAAAAAAUUCCCAAUAUAUAAAUAAAGAUUCACAUUACCCGUGCUAAUUGUACAUUUUUAUGACAUAAUCGACAGGAAACGGACCUUACAUACAUUUAUGUGGACAAAGUUUAAAUAUACUUUCUACUGAGAAGUAGAAAGACGAUUAAAGGUCCUUUCAAUGUGUUUUAUCAUAUUUUUAUAAUAUUAAUGCAAAUUUUAAUAAGUCCUGUACCUUAUUCGGUCUUCUAUUAGUCGUUGACACUUAGGAGUACCGUUUUGUAUAUAAUUCCUGCAUUAUUUAGGUAUCAAUAUGUAAUACUUAAUACUUUGUGAAAUAAUGAACUAGUUGUAGGCGUCUACUUGGUUAAGUGUUUUUUUUCUCCUUGACUAAGGACGAUUUGAGUAAGUUAUUAUAUUUGACAUAAUGUUUUCAAUGCGUUUCUUAUCGAAAUGUAAAAAGCAAAUUCGAAUUUGUAGUAACGAACUUGGAUAUAUCGAUGCGCUUUAUCACUACUUGUGCUAUGUACACGUCGAAAUGAUCUAUGGGUGAGACAGUAGUAUGAGAGUUAGUCCCUGUCACUAACUUAAUUGUGACUAACUUAAUUGUGAGAAAUCUCUUAUGUACAAAGUACAAAAGUAAAAAAUAAGUGAAUACAUGAAACCAGUGAAUGUAUUUAUGACAUAAUUAAUCUGCCUAUCGUAUUAUAUUAGUGAACUAUUUAGAUAUAAGUAAUUUAUUUAUCACUGAAGUUGGGAACUAUUUUAUGUAAUGAAUUUUUUGAAGUCUUUAUACAAACAAUAAAGAUUCAGUAUUUGUCGCAAUAAUUUUUCGAUCAACAACCA